Messenger RNA from Seminavis robusta, 582 nucleotides. Lineage: Eukaryota; Bacillariophyta; Bacillariophyceae; Naviculales; Naviculaceae. The record is from the annotation of a GenBank genome assembly.
AUGGCUGUCAGUGAAAAGAGACUCAGUAGAAGGCAGGCAGGUGCCUCUCCAGAGGUGAAGGAGACUCCCAAGCAAUUGUCAUCCCUCCACAGACGAGAUAGGGAGUGUAAUCGUGGAGAUUGGAACAUGUUCCCGAAAGGAAAAAGGAGUCAUAAUUCAACAACAAAGGUGGAGGGAAUAGACUUCCUAUCUCCUACUGUUGCCAAAGCGGCUAAGAAACUGCAUGUCAGCCCUGGUUCCAGUGCCGAAAGGCCCAAAAUGAGAGUACUUCGAAAGAAUCCCUUCCUGUCGCAGAACACCACCCAAUUCAACUCUGCACCCAUUGCCGCCAAUAGAAAGAACAAACGCUGCAUUGUGGAACAGGAAAGUCUGUCAGCACUUAUUGGCAAGAAUACAGUUUGCGGUGAUUGCAACAAGAAAGCGAAGGUUGAACUUACCUUUGCCCAUUGUGGUGUGGUCACCAUACCCAAAAUACGGUGUACCAAUCCUCACUGCAACAACCAAGACGUCGCUGAUGUAGCCAAGACAAACGUGGAGAGAGCACAAACGAACGCUCAUCAAGGAACAAGUAACCUGAUUUAA